CGCCCAAGAAGCUCUAGAAGUUCUAGGGUUUAUUGGCAAAUGGAUUAUAGCCUCGCGGCGCCAAAGCUCUUGGUCAGCGAUCUCGCAAGGGCAAGCACGGGCGCUAGCGCGGCAAGAUCUCCCAUCACCACCAUUGGAGCUCUUCGAUUUCAGCGUGUCUGGAUCCAGGGCGUGAUUGUAGAUUGGAGAGGAAAUUCCUUGGCUCUCGACGAUGGCAGCGCGAUUGUGGAGCUACAUUUCCCGGACGCCGAGGAUAAGCGCUCGUCAAAACCUGGUGAGCUUGUUCUACGUGUUCUUGGAGUUUUGGAUUUCUUUUUACCAGGCAUGUACAUGCUCAUAGCCGGAGCUUACAAUCCAGCAGAGAAGAAGAUCACGGUUCACAAGCUCGUGGAUCUCUCCUCCUCGCCCAACGCCGAGUCCUUCUGGAGCUUCGAAGUGAUCGAAGCAUACCAUAUGUUUUACAAAAGCCAAAUGGACGAACCAACCUGAAGAACACCAAGAAAAGAAGAAGGUGCGUUAUCUUUUACAGAAGCCUGCUGGCGGAUUGAAGUUAUCAAUCUUUCGAUCUAUAUACUUCCGGUGAUCGCUGCGAAACAGAAAGAAGACGAUCAAUAGAAAUCAAAUCAGUGAAGCAAACAAAGCUCUUACCUUUA
Selaginella moellendorffii is the source of this 653-nucleotide messenger RNA. RefSeq lists its product as uncharacterized. NCBI's taxonomy places the organism in Eukaryota, Viridiplantae, Streptophyta, Lycopodiopsida, Selaginellales, Selaginellaceae. Gene Ontology annotation, cellular component: cytosol; nuclear speck. Gene Ontology annotation, biological process: regulation of sister chromatid segregation; DNA repair; negative regulation of double-strand break repair via homologous recombination. Bases 40 to 489 code for a protein of 149 amino acids. The record is from RefSeq and is a predicted model, not a curated record. The transcript has 3 exons.